AUGGUCGACCUUUUACACGAAUUGGUCCCCCGGACUCAGGACGAUGGUCUUGAACGUGGCCGACGGGCGAUGGUGGUGACGGCGGUUCUUACUGGAAUGGCUGCAUUUGUCGUUGCCUUGCGCUGUUAUGCUCGGUUUGGGCUGAUGAAAAUCACCGGUCGUGAGGAUUGGGCCAUUCUGGGCGCUUUGUUAUUGUCAUUUGCUUAUUGCGGCCUUGUCGGUGGUGAACAUCAUUACGGAAUGGGAAUCCAUCAAAAAUAUCUCCCAGCGCAUAUUGUACAACAACAAUUGAAGUGCUUAUGGGCCGCUAUCCCAUUAUACAACGCCAGUCUCGGUUUCACUAAAUUCUCCAUUCUCUUCCAAUACCUCCGCAUCUUCCCCGCUCGCUGGUUCCGAAACUCAUGCUAUGGCAUAAUGGCAAUCGUCGCCACGUACUCAACCUGGGCCGUCGUCAGCGGCUACGUGAACUGUGUACCGGUCGCCAAAUUCUGGAACCACGAUCUACCAGGCCACUGCCUCAGCUUCGACGCCGUCUGGUUCUUCAACGCAUCGAUGAACAUCGCAACAGACGUGACUCUUCUCCUCCUCCCAAUGCCGCUACUCUCCGCGCUCCAACUCCCGCGCAUGCAGAAGUUCGCGCUCAUGGGCGUCUUCGCCAUUGGUAUUCUUGUCGUUAUUACGAGCAUCCUCCGUCUCUCCAGUCUUCGUACCGUCGCUAGCAGCUCAGAUACAUCCUACAGCAAUGUCGGCGCGGCCUACUGGACCGCAGCCGAAUGCAAUGUCGCCAUUAUCUGCGCCUGUCUCCCCUUCCUCCGUCCCAUCCUCAGCGUACUGUUCCCCAAGCUGCUUUCUACGAACAGCUGCAAUCGCUACACGGGCAACGACGCUAUUACCGCCAACCGAUUUACUAGUCAUCGAUCCGCAAGGCAGCAAAGCCAGUUGUUUAGUCGCAAUGAUGAACGGGAUUACGAUGUGUAUUCCAUCAAUGUUAAGCCCGGUGAUGGGUCGGAACGGACCUCGCUUGGUGGUAUUGAGGUUACCACCGAGAUGACGGUCAUGCAAGAGACCAAGCACGACGAAAAUGUGAGCGAGCGGCGGCUUGUCAUGGAUUCUUGA
Molecule: messenger RNA, 1116 nt
Organism: Penicillium verhagenii
Lineage: Eukaryota; Fungi; Ascomycota; Eurotiomycetes; Eurotiales; Aspergillaceae
Product: PTH11-like integral membrane protein
Exons: 4
Coding region: 1-1116 (371 amino acids)
Source: RefSeq, a predicted model, not a curated record